This is a messenger RNA of Ornithodoros turicata, 2692 nucleotides long. RefSeq lists its product as uncharacterized. The transcript has 8 exons. The coding region runs from base 1273 to 2274 and encodes 333 amino acids. The record is from RefSeq and is a predicted model, not a curated record. Lineage: Eukaryota; Metazoa; Arthropoda; Arachnida; Ixodida; Argasidae.
GCUGCGAUCUCCUAGAACCUUCCUGUAAGCAGCUGGCGCUGUGAAAGCAUACACCUGUUGAAACCAGCGGCCAGUAUCUGUUACGAAGAAGCAGAAGGAAGCAGCGCGAGCUAAUGCGAGGACGUGCAGAAGUUCCAACAGUCAAGUCGUCGUUCAGUCAUGCAUGGACCUCACCGGACGUAGUUUCUUGUGCUCACACAAUCCCGCUUCACGUUGCACCUUCUGGAAGGUGAGUGUUACGUUAAGAGCUUUGUCUGCAUGAUGCUAUAUCUGUCAAGAUACGCGCAUCUCAUGCGCGGUUUAAAGCACAGUAUAUAGCGUUCGCAGUUUCGGGGAUGUUGGUAACUCCCAAGCUGAAGCCGAGGCGCACUUUAUGCGAUAAUUUUCCUUUCUUCGAACUAUGAGUAAACAAAAGCACACGGUUAAGGCAGGGGUAUCCGUGAUAUAGAUCGAAUCUCCGAAUGGGAAGACCUAACACUGUAGUAAAUUUUAUGCCUGUAACACCAGCACCGACACUUGUGGUAGACUGUUAAUGUAAUAUGUGUAGCAGUGGAUGCUCUGUAAGAUUCAUUCCAUGGUAUACGAUAUUGUCGAAUGCCUUCUUAUAUUCAGUGUUGCGACUAUAAUUUCGAUACAUUUUCAAAUACAAUAGUUUUAAUUUUCCGUAGGUGCGCAACAUCAACCGCGGGGGUCUACAGCUGAACAGCAGCGGCGGACACUGUCGACCCCUCGUAGAUGAACAGGUGGAGCUGUGUACCCGAUCAUUGAGAAAAUAAAGUAGCUUUUCUGUUCGGUCCGGACAAUCCUCACUGGCCCGUAACGCGUGCGUUUUGCGAAGGCCAGGCACUCGAGUCACCUCGCUCCGUGUUAUUCUUUCACAGCUGUGGUUUUGAGAUCACGUUAUCAGUGCUGUUUUCAGGGAAUAUCCCGAGAUGGAAUGUUUUAGCGUAACGGAAUUCAAGUGAAGCGAUUACGUCGUGGCUACUAAUUUUGCUAUUCUUAGUAGAAAGCCUAACUCUGACCACGACGGAGGCAACCACUCGGGAAGUUUUCGUUGAUACUACGACGGCGAUUACUACGACCACGGUGCCAGCUAAGACUACCCACACCACGGCGACUACUACCACGACUACAACCACUACGACAACGACAACAACCACGACUACUACUACUAGCACCACCUUGAAACCACCUUUGCCUCAUACGUUUCUUGCUUGCGUCAGUUCAGUCGUUCAGGCAAUAUUUCACCCACUGGACGAUGUGUGUUACUUCAUGUUCUUCACCGCCCAAGACAUCAAUCAACUAAAAAACAAGAAUCUCGGUCUUGCGAGAAGCAAAAUUGGUAUCGACAUACCGAGCUCAAAAGCCAACGCUAAUCAGGGCAAACUUGAAAAUUCCAUCGCAGCGUACUGGCCAAAGAUCAGAGACUUCGCUGUCCUGGACAUGGAACUCCGUCCAAGUGUUUCAACUUAUGUCGGUCAUGUCGAAGCCUUUCUAACAGAAACGGACAGACUUAUAAAUAUCCAUAUGAGAGCAGAACCAACGCCUAGGAGGAACUUUGGCUACGUGCUUCUAGGUGUGGCCAUACUCCGGGGAAGCCAACAACCAAGCACCCUCAUGGCUAACUUCAAUCAACUUGUACAAGUAAUUAAGCCAGACGCAUUGGUGUACCGAACGACUCUCAAUCGUAAUAUAACGGACCCAAACGUAUGCAGGGCUACAGGACCGUCACCCUGGCAGGGACCUGGCAUGCCGUCUAUGCAGUCAUCAUUCGUUGAGUCGUUGUCAUUCAGGCAUGUGACUGGGUUCCAACCGCUGCCUUUGAAAACAGCAGAAUUGCUCUCUUUUAGCGCUGCGGCCCUUAUAACUGCCUACACGGAUCCUUAUACACCACUCACUGCUGCAUGCCGGAGUGUCACCCAGGCGAAUCCAAAAGAAUUGGUGUGCCAAAAUGGACGAUAUCAUGAUAUAGUGACCAACCGUAAUAUGUACCUUGAAACCGACACCAUCCGAUUCGACGAAUGGGGCGGUACGUUUGACACCACUAUCAUAGUAGCGUACGACUCGGAUUGCACUAUGUCGACAAAGAUGUGUCUGUCUUUCAAUACCUAUGGCUUCACGGGCGGCUACGUCAUCUUUGACGUUCACUUCCACUACCUGUGUUCAGCACCUCCAGCAUUCGUAGAUUCCAAGGGUGACUUUGGCGUUGUGAAGUGGGCGAAAGUUAAUAUGCACAAGAACUACGCCGGGUUAGAUUGCGAGAAGCUCUGCUGAUAAGCUCAUGGGCAAAGAAUGUGAUUGUCAUUUGGAUGCGGAGUAUUGUUUACAUGGCCGUGAAGCAAUCUCAUGUGAUAUGACGCAAUAUAAAAUGUUCCAUCCAUAACUCCUGCCAGCAGUAUUCCUGCCGUGUUAGACAGCGUAGGGGCUGUGUUAUGCUGCCUCGCGUGAUGGCUGAGCCAAAGUCUUAAGCGAAACCUGGAAAGCCGAAGUCCAUAAGUAUGGACUCAAAUAUAAAGCUGAGAAGUGUCGCCUUUGCAUUUGAGUACGGCCAGGCGGAUAUCCUCUCGUAGACAGUACGUAUACUGCAAUACUGUUGGGCAAAGGCCGUUCUAUCCUAAAAAUCGUGAACCCCAAUUUUGCUAUGGAAAUGAAUGAGCCAGGGAAUGAAUGGACCAUGGUAGGUUUCAUUUAU